ACAAAAGCCUAUGGCACUGUUGCUGCUUUCUCUGUUUCUCUCUGUUUUUUGUCACCCUCAGUUCUCUGCAGCAAUCUCUUCGUGCAAUGGCCCAUGUCAAACCCUCAACGACUGCAAAGGCCAACUGAUUUGCAUAAAUGGCAAAUGCAACGAUGAUCCCAAUCUUGGCACUCACGUUUGCUCCAACGACGGAGGAGGAGGAUCGAGCCAUGGCGGCUGUCACUCAAUUGGCAACUUGAAUUGCAAGGGAAAGUCGUUCCCCCAGUUCAAGUGCUCGCCUCCAGUCACUUCCUCCACUCGAGCCAUCCUCACAAACAAUGACUUUAGCAGAGGUGGCAGCGGCGGAGACCCUUCGGAGUGCGAUGGGAAGUUCCAUGAUAACUCUGAUCCAAUAGUGGCGUUGUCCACGGGUUGGUACAAUGGGGGCUCGAGAUGUGGGAGGAUGAUCCAAAUUACGGCUACAAAUGGGAGGUCGGUGUUGGCCAAGGUUGUGGAUGAGUGUGAUUCCAUAAAUGGAUGUGACAAAGCGCAUGCUCAUCAGCCUCCAUGUCCCAACAAUGUUGUGGAUGGGUCGAAUGCAGUGUGGAAUGCUUUGGGAUUUGACAUCGAUGUGGGUGAAGAACCUGUCAUUUGGUCAGAUGCUUAGAAAUUAUGGAAUCGACGUGUCCAUGUGGUGAUAUAUGUCUUAAGCUUUGUAUUAAUGAUAAAUAAUGGUGUCGAGAUGAUGAAAUAUAUUUGACCCAAAAUAUGAUAGUUUUGGUUGACUGUUGUUCAAUUUGUGAAAGUACGUGUAAUCUUGUAAAGGUGAAUAAAAA
This is a messenger RNA of Momordica charantia (bitter melon), 815 nucleotides long. Its product is annotated as kiwellin-like. NCBI's taxonomy places the organism in Eukaryota, Viridiplantae, Streptophyta, Magnoliopsida, Cucurbitales, Cucurbitaceae. The record is from RefSeq and is a predicted model, not a curated record.